This is a messenger RNA of Pediculus humanus corporis (human body louse), 441 nucleotides long. RefSeq lists its product as uncharacterized. Gene Ontology annotation, biological process: regulation of TOR signaling; negative regulation of signal transduction; apoptotic process. Lineage: Eukaryota; Metazoa; Arthropoda; Insecta; Psocodea; Pediculidae. The transcript has 3 exons. Gene Ontology annotation, cellular component: cytoplasm. The coding region runs from base 1 to 441 and encodes 146 amino acids. The record is from RefSeq and is a predicted model, not a curated record.
AUGCUCGUCGAAAUUGCCGGUGAUUUUUUGAACACCGGCUUGGCACGUAGACCAGAGUGUUUAAAUAAAAACCGGGGAAAUGAGAAUCGUGGUUACCAAGGUCCGGAAGACGAAGCUGACACAAGCGUAACGCAAGCGUUAACUCGCCGAUUGGAAGACGAACUCCGUGCGGCUAAAUCGGCUCAAUUAUCAUGCGGAGAAGUUUUGCUUCCAUCUGAUCUCUUACCCCGAAUCGCUCGCGAUGUGAUAAGAAUGGCAGAAAAUGAACCUUGCGGAUUAAGGGGUUGCACUUUGUUUGUCAGUUUUGAAGCGUCAGACGUGCAUAGGAAAAUAAGUACAAUUAAAUGUGAUCCUCACACCGUAUCAACGUUUGAAUUAUAUUUAACAUUAAAACAAGAUUCGAGUUCUUGGCAUUCGCUCCUUCCUCAAUUUUUAAAGUGA